Molecule: messenger RNA, 1608 nt
Organism: Plasmodium malariae
Lineage: Eukaryota; Apicomplexa; Aconoidasida; Haemosporida; Plasmodiidae
Gene: CCT5
Product: T-complex protein 1 subunit epsilon, putative
Exons: 1
Coding region: 1-1608 (535 amino acids)
Biological process (GO): protein folding
Cellular component (GO): chaperonin-containing T-complex
Molecular function (GO): ATP-dependent protein folding chaperone; ATP binding; ATP hydrolysis activity
Source: RefSeq, a predicted model, not a curated record
AUGAACAUUGCAAUAGAUGAAUACGGGCAACCCUUUGUUAUACUGAAGGAAGAAGAGAAAAAAAGGAUUAAGGGAAUAGAAGCGCACAAAAGCAAUAUCUUAGCAGCAAAGGUAGUGGCGGACAUAUUGAAAAGCUCUAUAGGUCCUAGAGGAAUGGACAAAAUUAUUGUAAGUGAAGAUAACAAUGUUACUGUAACGAAUGAUGGAGCAACUAUAUUAGAAAAAAUAGAUGUGCAGCAUGAAUGUGCAAAAUUGUUAGUAGAGUUAUCAAAAAGUCAAGAUAAUGAAAUAGGAGAUGGAACAACAGGGGUAGUUAUCAUAGCAGGUGUUUUAUUAGAAGAAGCUUAUGCAUUAAUUGACAAGGGUAUACAUCCUUUGAGAAUUGCAGACGGUUUUGAAAAUGCUUGCAACAUAGCAUUAAAAGCAAUUGAAGAUAUAGCUAUAACUGUUGAUAUUGAAGGUAGUGAUCAUGAGAUUUUAAAAAAAUUAGCUAGUACUUCCUUAAGUUCAAAAAUAGUAUCUAGCAAAAAAGAUUUAUUAUCAAAUAUAGUAGUUGAUGCAGUUUUGUCCGUAGCAGAUAUGAAAAGAAAAGAUGUGCGAUUUGAUUUAAUAAAAAUUGAAGGAAAAACUGGUGGACUGUUGGAAGAAUCAACAUUAAUUAAGGGUAUCGUUUUAAAUAAAGAAUUAUCUCAUUCACAAAUGUGUAAAGAAGUUAGAAAUGCGAAAAUAGCUAUUUUAACAUGUCCAUUUGAACCACCCAAACCCAAAAUAAAACAUAAAUUAAAUAUAACUAAUGUAGAGGCAUAUAGAGAUUUACAAGCUAUAGAAAAAAAAUAUUUCUAUGAUAUGGUAGAUUCUUUAAAAAAAGCAGGAGCUAACUUUGUUAUAUGUCAAUGGGGAUUUGAUGAUGAAGCAAAUUAUUUAUUACUAAAAGAAAAUAUUCCUGCUAUUAGAUGGGUAGGAGGAGUAGAAAUGGAAUUAAUUGCUAUAGCUACAGGAGGAAAAAUUAUCCCAAGAUUUGAAGAUAUACAUGAAUCGAAAUUAGGAAAAGCAGAAGUUAUUAGAGAAAUUAGUCAUGGUACUGUUAAUAACCCUAUGGUUUAUAUUGAAGGCUGUUCUAAUACAAAAGCUAUUACCAUUCUGUUGAGAGGGGGUAAUCAAAUGAUGAUAGAAGAAUGUGAAAGAAGUGUACAUGAUGCACUUUGUUCUGUUCGUAAUUUAAUAAGAGAUAAUCGAAUAUUACCUGGAGGUGGAUCAAGUGAAAUUUAUGCUGCAUUAGAAAUAGAAAAUGUUGCUGAUAAAUGUAAAGGGAUAGAACAAUAUGCUAUUAGAGCUUUUGGAAAUGCAUUAUUAUCAAUACCUAUUAACUUAUGCAAUAAUAUGGGAUUAAAUAGUAUUGAUAUCAUUUCAGAAAUUAAAACAAAAAUUAUUCAAGAGAAAAAAAAAAAUCUAGGUAUUGACAGUCUAAAUUACAAAGUUGAUGAUAUGAUAGAAAAAGGAAUUUUCGAAACAUUCAAUUCAAAAUAUAAUCAAUUUUCUUUGGCUACUCAAGUUGUUAAAAUGAUACUAAAAAUUGACGAUGUAAUUGCACCAAACGACUUUAAUUAA